AAAAAUAAAAAUAAAUAUAGUAUUUAUUUGCUGGUUGAAGUGCCCGUUCAGGAGUGGCCUGCAACCUGGCAACAAUGCAAGCUAUCAACUUUGCUUGUCUGCAACAAGAAACACCCCCUGUUUCUUUUCAUAAUCUCCAUCUUCCUCACUUGUUUGUCCUCCAUUUUCUCUUAUACCCCAAUUUCAUUUGAUUUUCCUUUCUGGGUACAUUCUCAUCUCUCAAACCAGAAACAUUUCCUUAUUCUCUUACCAAAUCUACAAACUUCUUCCCAUUUUUAGAUUCUCCAAACAAAAUCUAAUAGUACAUGCAAAACCCCCUAAAAAAAUCUCUAAUUUUUGAACCAAACUAAAAAAACAAAGAAAAAAAAGGAAAGCAAAAUGAAAGACUCGAAGAAAGAUUCAGAGAAAGUAGUGUGGGAUCAGAUUCAGAUGAGAAGCCCAUCAGGCAACCCACUUGUUCCCGGACCUUCGACCCGACCCCUUCCUAAGCUCAUGGUCUGGUUAAUCCUCUUCGUUUCAGUUACCUACGUUGUCUACACUCUCAAGCUCUUAACAACCUCUGCUCAACAAACCUGCGACGAUUCCCCAUUUACUUCAGCUCUUCAUCGCUCUUUACUACAUCCCAACAAAACAAGCUUGACAUCUUCACCGUUGGUUUCCAAUCAAACGGGUGAGACAACGCCAUUCCAUCAUCGCCAUCGAGAUGUCCGAGAAAAACAAGUGGUAGUAGUACAAAUGCAACAGGCUCCACCGAAACCGAAACCGACGGAAAUUCACGACGUGGUUUUUGGAAUCGCAGCUUCUUCCAAGCUAUGGCAGCAGAGAAAAGAUUACAUCAAGAUUUGGUACAAGCCAAACCAAAUGCGAGGCGUAGUUUGGCUCGACAAUCGCGUGAAAUACUCUCCCGAAGACAGGCAAACCCUUCCACCAGUUCGAGUCUCCAGCAACACUUCCAACUUCGCUUACAAGAACCGGCACGGUCACCGGUCGGCGAUUCGGAUCUCGCGGAUCGUGACGGAGACGUUAAGGAUGAAGAUGGAUAAUGUCAGGUGGUUCGUGAUGGGUGAUGACGACACCGUUUUUAUCACGGAUAAUCUGGUUAGGAUUUUGAGGAAAUAUGAUCAUACUCAGUAUUAUUACAUUGGGAGCUUGUCAGAAUCUCAUAUUCAAAACAUUUUUUUCUCCUACGGCAUGGCUUAUGGCGGCGGAGGCUUUGCCAUUAGCUACCCACUGGCCAAGGCUUUGUCAAAGAUGCAAGAUCGGUGUAUUCAGAGAUACCCCGGUUUGUAUGGUUCCGAUGAUCGAAUGCAAGCUUGUAUGGCUGAACUCGGUGUCCCACUCACUAAGGAACUCGGUUUCCACCAGUAUGAUGUGUAUGGGAACUUGUUUGGACUCCUUGCUGCGCAUCCUGUCACGCCAUUGGUGUCACUGCAUCACCUUGAUGUUGUUGAGCCUAUUUUCGCCAAUGUGACCAGGGUUGAAGCCCUUCAGCGGCUUAUGUUGCCUGCAAAGCUGGAUUCAGCAGGGAUCAUGCAGCAGUCAAUUUGCUAUGACAAAACAAGGAGUUGGACCAUUUCAGUUUCAUGGGGUUUUGCUGUUCAAGUUUUUAGAGGAAUCUUUUCUCCACGGGAGAUGGAAAUGCCUUCAAGAACAUUCUUGAAUUGGUAUAGAAGAGCAGAUUACACAGCAUAUGCAUUCAACACCCGACCUGUUAGCCGAAAUCCAUGCCAAAAACCUUUUGUGUUUUACAUGUCAAGGGUGAGAAUGGAUUCUAAACUGAAUAAAACUGUGAGUGAGUAUGAGCGGCACCGUGUUCCUCAUCCUCUUUGCAAAUGGAAGAUGGCUGAUCCUGCUGAGCUUCAAAUGGUGAUCGUCAACAAGAAACCGGACCCACAUCUAUGGGAUAGAUCACCCAGAAGAAACUGUUGCAGGGUCAUGGAAUCCAAGGAGCCAGGAACCAUGGUGGUGGAUGUGGGUGUAUGUAAGGAUGUAAGUACUUGAUGGAGAAUGGUCAUGCUAAAAGGGGAAGAGACCAAAGAGGAUGUCAAAUGAAACUUCAAUUAAAAAGGAUUUUACUGGCCGGUAAUCUUGUCACUCAGAAGUCAAAAGCAGUGUAGCAUUACAUACACGUUUGCAUGCCUUGGUAUUUACUUGUUGUCUGUUCCAUCUCGGUUGAUUCCCUGAGAUGAGACCCACACCUGCUUAAGUCCGGUGUUUGUGGGAGUUUCUGGCAGAAAUUCACCGUCGUUGAGAGUAUAGAUAUAAUUUUCUUUUAUUAAAGUUUUUAUGGGUGGUUGUACAGUACUUUUUCUGAAUCCUAAAGGGGGGUUAAAGAGCAAAAUAACAGUUAGGGAAAGAAUAUGGUUCAUGGAAUGUAACACUAUCAGAUAAAUUUUUGCUGCCACUAGCAAGUGAAGAAGCGGAAGUGGAAGCGAAUCAAGGCAGGGUACUACUGGAACCUGAGAGUGGGUCCACGAUGUGUUAAAUUAAUAGUGGAUCACCAAUGCUAGAUCCUUGAUCCAAGAAAAGCUUACAUUCUUACUAGCUCAGGAUCAGGAUUUGGUCUAGUGAGGUUAAUGUACAUUUAAUGAUGAUCUUUCCCAAAGAAUCUCUAGUGCUCCUUUUUCGGAGGAUAAGUAUAGAUUUUGUUAUGAUUUUAAAAUACAAUAAAUAUUAAGAACUACAUCUUAGCAAUUAGGAUGAUCAAUUGAUUGUCUCAUUGUAUUGGCCUACCGGGUUUUACUCAAAUUAAGAG
This is a messenger RNA of Durio zibethinus, 2755 nucleotides long. The record is from RefSeq and is a predicted model, not a curated record. NCBI's taxonomy places the organism in Eukaryota, Viridiplantae, Streptophyta, Magnoliopsida, Malvales, Malvaceae.